AUGCUUCGAGCAAAGCGUCAAAACACCCACCCUCUGGAGGAUGCCUCCGUGGCGCCGGAGACCUUCACUGAUGGCCUCCCACUACCGAAAUUGAUCGCCUUCGACCUCGACUACACUCUCUGGCCCUUCUGGGUGGAUACGCACGUCAGUGCCCCUGUGAAAGCACGAGACAACAACUCACGCACCGUGGACCGGUGGGGUGAGUCUUUUGCUUUCUACCCAGCAGUCUCGUCGAUAAUCUAUGCCUGUAAACACCGUUCAAUCCCAUUAGCCCUGGCAUCUCGGACGCACGCUCCUGAUCUGGCACGCGACAUGCUCAAAGCCCUGCACGUCAUCCCCACCUUCUCCGAUAACCCCGCCGCCAACGCCAAAACCAUUCGCGCACUGGAUUACUUCGAUCACAUUCAAAUAUUCCCUGGGAAUAAGACAUCGCACUUUGCGCGGAUCCAUCAGACGAGUGGAAUCGCUUAUGAGGAUAUGCUAUUCUUCGAUGACGAGGCGCGGAACCGGAAUGUGGAAACGGAAUUGGGGGUCACAUUCUGCUUGGUGAGGGAUGGGAUGACAAGAGAUGAGGUUGAUCGAGGAGUGAAAGCUUGGAGGAAGAGGAAUGGGAUAAAGAACAAGACUGUUGAGGAUGAGUGA
Molecule: messenger RNA, 642 nt
Organism: Penicillium canescens
Lineage: Eukaryota; Fungi; Ascomycota; Eurotiomycetes; Eurotiales; Aspergillaceae
Product: Mg-dependent acid phosphatase
Exons: 2
Coding region: 1-642 (213 amino acids)
Molecular function (GO): acid phosphatase activity
Source: RefSeq, a predicted model, not a curated record